This is a messenger RNA of Dunckerocampus dactyliophorus (ringed pipefish), 4698 nucleotides long. RefSeq names its product ephrin-B1 (gene efnb1). Gene Ontology annotation, biological process: axon guidance; ephrin receptor signaling pathway. Lineage: Eukaryota; Metazoa; Chordata; Actinopteri; Syngnathiformes; Syngnathidae. The transcript has 5 exons. Gene Ontology annotation, cellular component: plasma membrane. The coding region runs from base 720 to 1709 and encodes 329 amino acids. The record is from RefSeq and is a predicted model, not a curated record. Gene Ontology annotation, molecular function: ephrin receptor binding.
CUGGAGCGGAGGUAGUGAGUGCUUUGUGGACACGGCGAAAGAAACACACCGGCAUGGAAGGAAGCAGCUGGAUUGUGAGGCACUGAGUGAGCUCACCUCACCUUGGCACAUUGUUUUGUCCACCUACCAAACCGCAGAGACGAGUGUUUUCACUCUUUUUAUUUUUUAUUUUAAACACUGACCACUCAGCGUGUCCGAGUAGGAGCAUACAUCCUCGCGGGAGCGCACGCCGAGCAGUCCCUGGAUCCCGUAGGGAAUUUUUACAACAGAAACUCUGUUCCUCUCCCAUAAGAAGUGCAUCUUAGAGGAGAGCAUACGCAGCCGGGAAUGAUUUGGAGCUUUUGGACCCUCACCUGGACUUGAUGGAUGAAUGUGGAUGCAGCGACAGGUACCAGCAGAGCCAUCUGAUUGUGUGCCUCCGCAUCCCAUAAAAACUGUCAUUAUAGUUUGAUCGUCUUGAUUAAAAGCUCGCUCAUCGUGCGUCAGCCACAGGUCAUCCAGGACACUUGUCAGCCACAUCCCACCGAAACCGAGGGUUCAGUCAAGGACACUGGGCCUGGACUAGACUUGACUUAAGUAGUCCACAAGGACAUGUACGUGAUACCGAGCUCACAUGCUCCCGACUGACCGACGCUCACCUUUCCACCGGCCGAAGCGCACAUAAAAGUAUACCAACCUCCGAGUCCUCGGUUCCCACUUGUGUGUGUACAUUCAGCAGCAUGGCGGGACUCGCUUGUUGGAAGUAUUACCUCUGGAUUUUUAUCAUGAUGUGUAGAACGGUGCUACUUUCGGCCAAAUCCCUGGAGACCAUCAUUUGGAGCUCCCAAAAUCCCAAGUUUGUGGCUGGCAAAGGCCUGAUUAUCUACCCAGACAUCGGGGACAAGCUGGAUAUCAUCUGUCCCAGAGCCGACCAAGGCCGAGAGUACGAGUACUACAAGCUGUACUUGGUCAAGAAGGAGCAGGCGGAGACCUGCAGCACGGUCCUUGAUCCGAACGUCCUGGUCAAUUGCAAUAAGCCAGAGAAGGACAUCAAGUUCACCAUCAAGUUCCAGGAAUUCAGCCCCAACUACAUGGGCCUGGAAUUCAAGAGGAACGUCAACUACUACAUCACUUCAACCUCCAACGGCACAGUGGAAGGCCUGGAGAAUCGGGAGGGAGGUGUGUGCAAGAGCCGAGCCAUGAAAGUCAUCAUGAAAGUCGGGCAAGUCCCAAAUGCGGCAGUGCCAGAGGAUCCAGAAGAUAAUGCCAUACCGGAGUCCAGUCCUAAUCCGCCAGACCAGGAUCGAGUGGGACCAGAGAUGCCUGGAAACCCUGACACCAUAAACCAGGACCAGUCUGGUUCUUCUGCCAACUCGGACGGCAUCCUGGGCUCCAAAGUGGCCGUGUUUUCUGCCAUUGGAGCGGGCUGCAUCAUCUUCCUGUUGCUCAUCCUCCUCCUGGUCAUUCUGCUCAUCAAGAUGCGCAAGCGUGCCAGGAAAAACAGCCACUCGCAGCCCCGCCCCUCCGCACUGUCACUCAGCACGUUGUCCAAUCCCAAGCUUCCCGGGGGCACUGCUGGCACGGAGCCCAGUGACAUCAUCAUUCCGCUGCGGACAGAGAACAACUACUGCCCUCACUACGAGAAGGUGAGCGGCGACUAUGGCCACCCGGUCUACAUAGUCCAGGAGAUGCCCCCGCAGAGCCCUGCCAACAUCUACUACAAAGUCUGACACUCAGCAGCCUGAUUUAUGUUUUUGGGAGGAACUCUUUGCUUUGCUUUUGGGGACUUGAUUAUUCCUUCAAGCCCGUGUUAUUUCUACCACCUGCUGCACAAAUCUGGAGAGAAGCGCACAGAUGAGAAACCAGUGUCCAGACUGAUGAGAGAGGUUUAUUCUGGGUUGUUUGGAAAUCCCCACCCUUCCUUCCUCCUCCCUUCACCUCCCAGUACAUCUCCCCGCUGUGGUCUGAUGGGGAGGUGGGGGGGUCGGGGGUCGGGGCCGGCGCAAACCAAAAGAUGGAACUUCCUGGUUUGCUGUCCCCUUUAUGGACCAGAUAUACUGUACCCUAAUUGGCUCGCUGGCGCUACAACACUCAAACCUUGCACACUAGCCAAGAACUGUUUGUGCUGCACGUGAAAUACGUGUGUGUGUGUGUGUGUGUGUGUAUGUGUGUGCGCGUGUGUGCGUGCGCGCGUGCACCUGUGUGUCAGUGGGGUGUCAGCUCCAUGCCGGUUCGGGAAACUCUCCAGAUAGCUCAGGUAUCAGACACAGUGUGUGACAUAUUGUGUUCCUCUCCCUUCGCACCUCUGAUAUUUGCCUUACUAUUUUUGAUGGAGGACUUCCUCAACCCUGAUUCAGUUCACAAAGCAGUUGUAUUUUGUUAGACUUUUCCUACAAGUGCACAAUGUAUAGAGUUGAAUAGAUGAUCAUCAUUAUUAUUAUUAUUAUUAUUAUUAUUAUUACUCAUCUCUCCACUCAUGUCAUCCAUUACAGUCAAAACCUGGACUGUUGAUAUCAAAGUGUGUUUUCCCAUAAUACUCCCUCAUCCAUUGGUCGAUUAUGAACUUUGCCAUUGCUGUGGUAUUUAUGACCUACUUAUGUGUGUUUUAGAUGAAUGUGUGUGUGAGUGUGUGUGUGCGUGCGUGCCCAGACCUUGCGCCGAGAAGGACUUAUUUGCUCGGGGGGUUUAGAACAGUGAGUUACUGUAUUGGUAGCUUCAAAAACAAGACAAACUGACAGACAAAAUCCCCUCUGGCCUUCUUGGUUCUAUUUGAAGAUGUCAUUAUUUCUGAUUCAGGGGCUUUAAAAGGCUGCAGACAUGUUGAAAUGUGUUUGGAAAUGGAGUUUCAGAUAGAAGGGAAGGUUGCCCUACAUAGUUUGGCUAUCCUAUAUCCUAUAUUGAAUGGCAAACCACAGAUGGGAUACAGUAUUGUUUGAUGCCAAUUGGCUGCCAUCUGUUGAUGAGUCAGCGGAGUUCACACUAAUAUGUGCCAUCUUCAUGCCCACAUUCACCAGCCGGGAGGAGAAAAUGUUCUUGUGAGUUGUGAGGAAGAUGGUUACGCUUUAGGUAGUUUCAUUUUGACAGUUGUGGUGUGAAUUGGGAAGAAAAAACAGUGGAGGUGUCGAGCCUGCCAGGACACUACAGCUCACUUAUCAGCAGCACCAGGAGCUUGGAUGUGUGUGCACUGCAGAAGGUGUUGAGGCUGGGGGGUGCACAUUUUAAUUGCUUAUAUUUCAAUGUGUGUGUGUGAAUGCUUUCGUGGUCCAGCAGACCUGUUUUGGAACAGGAAAUAGGUGCUGCCAAGGUAAGGAGCAGUCUCACCUAAUGAUGUGUGAGAGAAGAGGACAGCCAUUCCUCAGCAUGCAAGCUGACACACACGUGCACACGCGCACACAUUAAGACUGACAGGUCCAGGUUGAUCUUCAGGUCAGACUGCCGCUUGGUGUUUACUCACCUAUCAUCUGCAGCCACAUCCAUGGAUGUUAGCUGCUGAGUUAAAAGGCAGCCCGGCCGGAGGAGCUUGGGAAAGACUCUUAUGUGUCGUUAACCUCAGAGUUAACAACCUAAACAGCUGCUUGGGCUUUUUGUGGUCCUGUGUUUUAACUCAGCAUGCAGCCCUCAGUGUUCCUCUGCGAAACACAUCGACAUCAAAUAUUUUGCUUUGGGAUCAGUGUGCCCCCACCUUCACCAGCCGAGGGAGUCAUUACCACAAAACCAUAUCUCAUUUUCAUCCAUUCUUCUGACCACUUCUUCAAAUUUGGGGAGAAACCGUAAAAGAGAAAUGUAAAUAUAUGCAUAGAGCCCAGUUUAAGAUGUAAUGUCACCCGAACACUGCUUCUAAGUACAAAAAAAAAAAACGAAAUAAAAUUAGAAUUUUGUAAUGGAGGAUAUUUGUAAAUAGCUGUCUUUUUAAAGUGUUUUGUAUGAAUCCUUCUCGUCUCUGUUUGCAAAAAUAUUUCUAUUUUCAUUUCUUUUCAGAUCAAAGCUAUUCUUGCAACAGAGCUGUCUUUUGUUUGCAGCGUCCAUAGUAUUGUUUUUGUUACUGCAAGUGUUGCAACAACUGGGGUUCAGAGUUUUGAUGUGGCCAUUCAACAUACGUGUGGUUGUCUGCGACACUGAGUGUCUUCGAAAAGGAGACUUCAUUCAUCCCCGUGUUGGACACAGCACUUAAACCCUGCAAAUGAAGUUUUAAAUAUGAGUUAGCCACACUUUCGCCUCCAUUAUAAGUUGCAACAAAAAAAAUGUCCCCGGACGAUGAAUCUUUUGUCGGUUUUAAUAAGUGCACACACACGCACACACACACACACACACACACACACCUACACACACACAUACAUAGGUGCCAUGUAUGACACCAAUAAAUCAUCCGCUUUCCACUACUCAUUAUCUCCUAGGCUGUCCUUUGUUUUACUUUCUGUCAUCCUUUAACUUAGUACACGGAUGUUGCUCGCCAUGAGUCUCGUUAUUGGGUGAAUUCUGCUAUUGUUCAAAGCCACAGUAUUAUUUUUGUUUCAAUGUGCAUGUGUACGCAAAACCUGUUUAAAUUGUUUCCCUGUGUUUGAAUCAUAACUGUCACCUUUUUGUUAUUUUGAUUUUGUUUUAUUUUCUUCUCGCCGCUUCUCAGCAUAACCUAUCGGCACCAGCUACAAUGGAAAUACAACGUUCCACCAGUUUGGAAAAUACCACAUAUUGAUAAAUAAAAACUUUUUUCCCAUGGAA